CUUUUUGCAGAAAGGUUCAGUCUUAAUGCUCCAAGAAGUGUUAAUGGCGUCGAGAAUUUAGAAGUACAGCACCCAGAAGUAUGUCCUCAACUCCUGUCCUUACUGCCUCACCACCACCCUCCGCCACAAGCCGUUCAUCUCUCUUUUCAACCAGCACCACAACGACCCACUUUCCUCCAUCCCCUGACAAUCUCGCUUUUCUCAUUGACAAGUCCAAAUCGAUCCACCAUCUUCUUCAAGUGCACGCUGUUCUUCUCCGGCACGACCUCAAUCACCGCACCGCUCUUAACUUCAAGCUCCAGCGUGCUUACUCCUCCCUAGGACGUCUCGAUUACUCUCUUGUUCUGUUCCAUCAAACGCCUGAGCGCAACAUCUACUUCUAUACCUCCAUUAUCAAUGCCCAUGCUCUUCAUGGUCUCGAUCAACAAGCCCUCUUCUUGUACGUCCAAAUGCUCUCCCAGGGUGUCACCCCAAACGAGUUCACCUUCUCGUCUAUCCUGAAAUCCUGUGCUCUUGAGCAUGGAAAGAUGCUUCAUUGUCAGGCGAUUAAAUAUGGGUUCGAUUCAGAUUUGUACGUGAGGACGGGUCUUGUAGAUGUAUAUGCAAGAGGGGGCGACAUCGCGCCUGCUCGACAAUUGUUUGAUGGAAUGCCUGAGAGGAGUUUGGUUUCUCUAACGACCAUGCUUACCUGUUACGCGAAGCAUGGAGAGCUUGAGAGGGCGAGAGUGUUGUUUGAUGAAUUGGUAGAGAAGGACGUAGUGUGUUGGAAUGUUAUGAUUGAUGGGUACGCGCAACAUGGAAUGCCGAAUGACGCUCUGGUACUUUUCAGGCGAAUGUUGGCAGCAAAAGUGAGGCCUAAUGAAAUCACUGUCUUAUCUGUCUUAUCUGCUUGUGGGCAGAUUGGAGCUCUAGAAUCAGGUCGGUGGAUACACUCUUAUAUUCAGAACAAUGGGAUUCAAAUGAAUGUUCGUGUUGGAACUUCUUUGAUAACCAUGUAUAGCAAAUGUGGGAGUUUGGAGGAUGCAAGGUUAGUGUUUGAUAGAAUCAAUGACAAGGAUGUUGUUGCUUGGAAUUCGAUGCUAGUAGGAUAUGCCAUGAAUGGAUUUAGCGAAGAUGCAUUGCAAUUAUUCAAUGAAAUGUGCCAGAAAGGGUUAGAGCUUACUGAUAUUACGUUUAUCGGGGUCUUAAGUGCUUGUGCUCAUGCUGGGCUGGUCAGUGAGGGAUGGAGCUUUUUCAAUGCAAUGAAGGAUGAGUAUGGAGUUGAACCCAAGAUUGAGCAUUACGGAUGUAUGGUAAAUCUACUUGGUCGUGCUGGGCGAUUGGAAGAGGCACACGAGCUUGCAAUGAACAUGAAGAUAGAGCCGGAUCCUAUCUUAUGGGGAGCUUUGCUUGGUGCCUGUAGACUCCAUGGCAAUCUUGCUUUAGGAGAGGAGAUUGCUGACUUUCUUGUUAGCCGGAAUAUGGCCAAUUCAGGAACUUACGUUCUACUUGCCAACAUGUAUGCCGCAAAAGGCAAUUGGGAAGCAGCGGCGAGGGUAAGGACCUUGAUGAAAGACAGUGGGGUGGAGAAGGAGCCAGGUUUUAGCUCAAUUGAAGUGAAAAACAAAGUGCAUACGUUCCUAGCUGGGGAUAUGAAACACCCAAGAAGCAAAGAUAUAUACAAGAAGUUGGACGAAAUGAAUGGUUGGGUCAGAGCUAAUGGUUACACACCGCAAAUAGAUACUGUACUGCAUGACAUAGGGGCUGUGCAGAAAGAGCUCUUGCUUGAAGUUCAUAGUGAAAAGCUCGCCCUUGCUUUUGGGCUUCUCAGUACACAGGCAGGGAGUACAAUCAGGAUAGUAAAGAACCUUCGGGUGUGUUCUGAUUGCCAUGCUGUGAUGAAGUUGAUAUCAAAGAUCACUGGUCGGAGAAUUGUAACAAGGGAUCGAAACAGGUUCCACCAUUUUGAGAACGGUGCAUGCUCUUGUGGUGACUACUGGUGAUUCGCAAUUUCAAAAUGCUGUGAAUGCUUUAAUGACAAAAUUGCUCGGGAUUAUGACCGUAGACAUUGCUAGA
Molecule: messenger RNA, 2055 nt
Organism: Rubroshorea leprosula
Lineage: Eukaryota; Viridiplantae; Streptophyta; Magnoliopsida; Malvales; Dipterocarpaceae
Source: the annotation of a GenBank genome assembly